AUGGGUUACAUGGUUUCCCAAAAAGGUGGAUAUGAUAAAGUGGGUUUUACUAGCAAGGACUUACAUAACCACAUUAGUAAGACUAGGCGUGGCAAAGUGAAAAACGGUGAUGCAUUUGCUGCGUUGGCCUAUCUGUUUUCUAAGGCAGACAGUGAUCCGUUAUUUCUAGGAAAGUUCACCUUAAAGGAUGGUAGGUUGGAGAAUUUGGUGUGGGCUGAUGGAGAAAGCGUUGUUGAUUACGAAUGUUUUGGCGAUGUACUGGCUUUUGACACCACAUACAAGAAAAAUGUAUACAACAAGCCCUUAGUCAUAUUUUCAGGGACCAACCACCAUGGCCAGACGACUAUCUUUGGAUGCGCUCUGCUCUCAGAUGAAAAGUCCGAAACUUUCAAGUGGGCACUGAAGGAAUUUUUGGAAAUCAUGUCAGAAAAACUACCCGGAGGCGUUGUGACAGACGGAGACCGUGCUAUGAGAGAGACUAUCUUAGAAGUAUUUCCUGGUAUACCACACCGCCUUUGUGCAUGGCAUCUCCAUCGUAAUGCGAGAUGGAACGAGAUCAUAUCCAAAUAUGGACUUGCCGAGAAUGAAUGGGUCCAGGUCAUUUAUAAUGACAGAAUGAAGUGGGCUACUGCAUAUUUGAGAGAGCACUUCUUUGGCCGCAUAAGAACUACAUCACAGUGUGAGGGAAUUCAUUCAUUAUUGAAGAACUAUGUUGACAGUAAAACCAGUCUCCUUGAAUUCAUGCAUAAAUUUAGUGAAGUACUAAGGCAUUACCGAAACAACCAUCUUACUGCUGACUUUGACACCUUUUAUAAGUUUCCUGUUUUGACUACGUGCUUGGAAAGUUUUGAGAAACAAGCUGCUGAACUUUAUACUAGAAAUAUUUUCAAACUUGUGAAAGAUGAGAUAGAAGCAGCAGAUGCUUUAAAUGUGACUGAAUGCCCAAACAGUGGAGACAUUGUUGAGUACAGCACGAGUGAGUAUUUUAAUCAACAAUGGGAAUUUAAAGUGUCUUACAAUAAAGACAAGGACCUGUUUGCGUGUGAGUGCAGGCUAUUUGAGACUCGUGGACUACCGUGCUCCCACAUCUUUGGGGUUUUGAAGCAUCGCAAUGCAAAAUGCGUCCCUACAUCUCUUAUCCUGAAAAGAUGGACAAGAGAUGCAAAGAGUGAUUUUAUAUGCUCAAUUGGCGAGCAAGACAUCGCUGAUGACAAAGCGCCCACACUUAGACGCGGUGCAAUGGCAUCUAUUUGUUGGAAGCUUUGUGAUAUUUCUUCCAAAAAUUCAGCAGACUAUAGGGAAAUCUCAGGUGAGUUACUUAAGCUAAUUUCGAAGGUGCAAAAUAAAGGUGAUGCACAAGCGAGACUUUCCCCCACUUCAGCGCUAAUAGGUGAUCCAGCUAUUGUGAAGUCAAAAGGGGCUCCAAGAAAGGUUCCAAAAGGCCAAAAGAGGCGAAGAUGUUCGCAUUGUAAGUCAGGCAGGCAUUUCGUUAGGACAUAUCCAUUACUCGCCAAGGAGGACUCCCCCGCCGAAUACUCAAAUGCUGAAGAUGAACCAAUGGUUGAAGAAUGUGAUGCCAAUAAACAGACUCCCUCUCAGAACACAAAAUUAGUAGAAAAUACACCCGUGCACAAUAAAAAUAAUUUUAAAGGUUGUGGAAGCAAGAAGUCUGUAUCUAAGUUGACAGAGACACCGAAGAUUAGAGCAAAUGGCAAAAAAAGUCGACAAAAGACCGAAGAAAUCAGUCUAAGUGAAGAGACAUUAAAAGAUAAGACCAACACAUCAGGAAUAGAAGCGACCGAAGUUCCAGAUGCAGCCACAACCAAGAUACCAGGAUUGCCACAAUAUCCUAUGCAUCAUUAUCCAGUGGUCCUUCCUUAUCAACCUUAUGGUGGAGUCCUCCCUAUUCCUUUUCAUCCUGUUCCAAAUGGUAUGGCGUACUUCAACCAAUAUCCUUCUACUGCCGGAAUUACAUCAUAUCCUCAGUUUUCGCAUGUCUCGUCGUAUUCUAGUGGACCCCGUGAUAGCAAUACAUGGUCUGGACUUUUGAAUGAUGUCAUCAACAACAAAAAACCAUAG
Messenger RNA from Arachis stenosperma, 2079 nucleotides. Its product is annotated as protein FAR1-RELATED SEQUENCE 5-like. Gene Ontology annotation, molecular function: zinc ion binding. The record is from RefSeq and is a predicted model, not a curated record. The coding region runs from base 1 to 2079 and encodes 692 amino acids. Gene Ontology annotation, biological process: regulation of DNA-templated transcription. Lineage: Eukaryota; Viridiplantae; Streptophyta; Magnoliopsida; Fabales; Fabaceae. The transcript has 5 exons.